AUGCGAAUUUAUGGAGAAAAUAUGCAGGAUGUUAAAGUGGUGGAGAAAAUUCUACGCUCUUUAACUGAGAAGUUCAACUAUGUUGUAUGUUCUAUUGAGCAGUCAAAGGACAUUGAUGCUCUUACUGUUGAUGAGUUACAAAGCUCAUUAAUAGUGCAUGAACAGAAGUUUCAGAGACGUAAGGGUGAGGAACAGUAUGAAUGUCCUUCUGCGAACAAAGAAGCAAAUUAUGCAGAGCUUGAUGAGGAAGAAGAAAUGCUUUUGAUGUCUUAUGUGGAGUUGUAUAAGGCCAGAAGAGAAGAUGCAUGGUUUCUUGAUUCAGGGUGUUCUAAUCACAUGUGCGGUGACCGAACUAUGUUUAAUGAACUCGAUGAAAAUUUUCGACAUUCGGUAAAAUUGGGGAACAACACUAAGAUGGAUGUGAUAGGAAAGGGAAGUAUGAAGCUGCUGCUAAAUGAAGUCAAUCAUGUUGUUGCUAAGGUGUACUAUAUUCCAGAGUUGAGAAAUAAUCUCUUGAGCAAGGGCAGUUGCAAGAAAGAGGCUUGGCUAUUUUGA
This is a messenger RNA of Prunus persica (peach), 555 nucleotides long. RefSeq lists its product as uncharacterized. The record is from RefSeq and is a predicted model, not a curated record. The transcript has 2 exons. Lineage: Eukaryota; Viridiplantae; Streptophyta; Magnoliopsida; Rosales; Rosaceae. Bases 1 to 555 code for a protein of 184 amino acids.